GGAUAGAUCUACUUCCGGGUCUUGCGUACAAUUCAAAGAGUGGCGGGAGCAAUAACAGGCUAUUAAGUUGAUAGCUCUAAUGGGUUGAUGGCGCUAAGAAGGUUAUCCCUCUCUCUGCUGUCCACGGAGAGUGACUCUGAGGAACUGCCCACAUUCGCCUUUCUGAAGAAGGAACCAGCUUCAACGGACAGCAAUCCACCUCAGAGAGAGAAGAACAUUGUUGUUGUCACCUCAGAUAUUGAGGCCUCCUGUCCUCCAUCACCAGGCUUAAAAGACCCACCAUGUGUCCCCAGUGCAGCGGAAGCUCCCACACAAGCAGGGCCAGUCAGAGUGCUGAGCAGUAGCAGUGAGGAUGAAGAUGGAUUGGUCUCUCUGGCUGAAAGGAUCACAUGGAAGCUUUUGAGGAACAAACAGCUGAGCCCUGAGCGCUCUCGCUCCCCACUUAAAACGGGUUCAGAUCACCAAAAAAAUGCAAGUACACCAUGUGACUGGAAAAGGCAACCGUGUCCAAAGAUUCCUGAUGUUCCUCUCCACAGUGCCCUAGAGAAGAGUCCAGCAAAUGACAAAGACUCCCUCUUAGACAAUCAGUGCCAUCAACUUCCUGCCUACCAGGCUACAGGCAGGGAGUUGGCAGUCACCAAAACAAAUCCUGACCUCCCUCUACCCAAGAAGAGAACCAAGCACAUUCAGACAGCCCAGAGCAGAGGCCCUCAGGGAUGCUGGCAGCCAAGACAGGCAAGCAGGAAGGAAAACACCCCAAGGCAGCAGGAAAGGAAAAAGAAGGCAGAGAUGGUCAACAGGCUCAGAGCCCAGAGGCCAGAGGAAUGCCUGAAACACAUCGUGGUGGUGCUGGAUCCAGUCCUUUUACAGAUGGAAGGUGGGGGCCAGCUCCUGGGAGCGCUGCAGGCCAUGGAGUGCAGCUGUGUGAUUGAAGCUCAGGUCGUACCUCAAAGUAUCACUUGGAGGAGGAAGACAGAGCUGGAAGAGGAUGGAGAUGACUGGGUGGAAGAGCCAACAAUCCUGGUGUUGGUCCUCAAAGAGGUCUUCAUGUCCAUGGUCUACAACUCAAAGCAGGGAAAUCCUGGCAGCACUGAGAAAGGGAAGGAGACACUUCGGGGCUUUGUAACUGAUGUCACAGCAAGGACAGGGAAAGCAUUGUCACUGGUGAUUGUGGACCAGGAGAAAUGCCUCAGGGCUCAGAAUCCCCCGAAAAGAAGGAAAUCAGGAAUGGCAAAUAAAAAGGCCAAAGAGAAGCAUCAGCAGAGACGAGAGUCCAGCACAAGGCUCAUGGUGUCCAGGGUAGACAUGGAAGAGGCAUUGGUGGAUCUGCAGCUAUAUACAGAAGCCCAGGCUCGGAUCGUGCAGAGCUGGAGAGAGCUGGCCGACUUCGCCUGUGCAUUUACAAAGGCUGUGGCUGAAGCGCCCUUCAAGAAACUCCGGGAUCAAGGCAGCUUCUCCUUCUUCCUGGAGAAAGACUGGGCUGGAGGGGUGAAAGCGGACCAUGCUGGUAGAGGACUUGCACUGAUCUGGAGGCGGCAGAUUCAGCAGCUGAACCGAGUCAGCUCAGAAAUGGCCGGCGCUAUUGUGGAUGCCUAUCCUUCUCCACAGCUCCUGGUGCAGGCUUAUCAGCAGUGUUUUUCUGAACAAGAACGCCAGAAUUUGCUGGCUAACAUACAGGUGCGACGUGGGGAAGGUGUGACAGCCACCUCCCGCCGUGUUGGGCCAGAAUUAUCCAGGCGGAUCUACCUUCAAAUGACCACAGUGCAACCAGAUCUCAUCUUAGACAGUGUUGACUGAUAUCCCAUAGCAACAGGAUGGAAGCUUCCCCAACCGUGGCACCUGACAGCAGAGGGGUCAGAAGUACCUCCUAGUGCAAUUAGGGAGCAAGUCUCCCAUCUCUGGGAACAGAAGGCUGAGACACUCUAAUCUACCUCCACCAGCAAUUACCGCUUCUCUCCCAGCAAGCAAGAUGCCAUGGACAGCCAUCCUACCCCGUCCCAGUGACCUUCACAGCACAAAAGAGAAAGGCAGACCACUCAGACACGGAUUUAAUAAUUGUAGAAAUCCAAAGAAUAAGCAUCAAAUCUCGAAGUCAGAGUGAACUCUUGCCUGCGGGUUGGCUUGACUACGCCCAGCCACUGAGCUGCCUCAACCAGCCAGGGAUCUAUGAGGCUGACUUCUGUUUUCAUGAUGUCACCAUAUGUAGUAUGUAUUUUGUCUCAAUAAAGCAUUUGUACCGAUGGCUCUGGAGCUUGGAGGAAGACUAAA
This is a messenger RNA of Rattus norvegicus (Norway rat), 2268 nucleotides long. RefSeq names its product essential meiotic structure-specific endonuclease 1 (gene Eme1). Gene Ontology annotation, molecular function: DNA binding; crossover junction DNA endonuclease activity. Gene Ontology annotation, biological process: DNA repair; double-strand break repair; resolution of mitotic recombination intermediates. The coding region runs from base 88 to 1797 and encodes 569 amino acids. Lineage: Eukaryota; Metazoa; Chordata; Mammalia; Rodentia; Muridae. Gene Ontology annotation, cellular component: nucleus; chromosome; heterochromatin. The transcript has 9 exons. The record is from RefSeq and is marked validated.